AGCGGGGUAGAGCCGGCUCCAGAGGCGCGGCGGCCGCGGGAGGAGCAGGCGCGGAGCAGCGAGCGCAGGCCGCGCCGGCCCGACGGGAGCAGCGCCGGGCGCGGGCCGCCUCCUCCGAGCCGCCCGAGCGCGGCCCGCGUCCCUUGGCCGCCGCCGGCGGGGCAUGAGCGCGGAGGGGCCGCGGCCGCCCCCCGCGCCGCCCAGGCCGUGACCGGGCGGGGGGCGGCUGCACUAGCGCCCGCGGCCCCGGGGCUCGCGGAGCCCGGAGCGGCAACCAUGGACUGCAGCCUAUUGAGGACGCUCGUGCGCAGAUACUGUGCAGGAGAAGAGAACUGGGUGGACAGUCGGACCAUCUACGUGGGACACAAGGAGCCCCCGCCGGGUGCAGAGGCCUACAUUCCGCAGAGAUACCCCGACAACAGGAUCGUCUCCUCCAAGUACACCUUUUGGAACUUCAUACCCAAGAACUUAUUUGAACAGUUCAGAAGAAUAGCCAACUUUUAUUUUCUCAUCAUCUUCCUGGUGCAGUUGAUCAUUGACACGCCCACAAGUCCAGUGACGAGCGGGCUCCCACUUUUCUUCGUCAUCACUGUCACGGCCAUCAAGCAGGGUUAUGAAGACUGGCUUCGCCACAAGGCAGACAACGCCAUGAACCAGUGUCCCGUGCACUUCAUUCAGCAUGGCAAGCUGGUCCGGAAGCAGAGCCGGAAGCUGAGAGUUGGGGACAUUGUCAUGGUGAAGGAAGAUGAGACCUUUCCCUGUGACCUGAUCUUUCUCUCCAGCAACCGGCCGGAUGGGACGUGCCACGUCACCACAGCCAGCUUAGAUGGAGAGUCGAGCCAUAAAACUCACUACGCAGUUCAGGACACCAAGGGCUUCCACACAGAGGAGGACGUUGACGGGUUGCACGCCACCAUCGAGUGUGAACAGCCGCAGCCCGACCUCUACAAGUUUGUGGGGCGCAUCAAUGUUUACAAUGACCGGAACGACCCUGUGGUGAGGCCGUUAGGAUCAGAAAACCUGCUUCUCCGAGGAGCCACACUCAAAAACACCGAGAAGAUCUUUGGUGUGGCUAUCUACACAGGCAUGGAGACCAAGAUGGCCCUGAACUAUCAGUCCAAGUCCCAAAAGAGAUCUGCUGUGGAAAAGUCAAUGAACGCAUUCCUGAUCGUGUACCUCUGCAUCCUGGUGAGCAAGGCCCUGAUCAACACGGUGCUCAAGUAUGUGUGGCAGAGCGAGCCCUUCCGAGACGAGCCAUGGUACAACCAGAAGACAGAGUCAGAGCGCCAGAGGAAUCUGUUUCUCAGGGCCUUCACUGACUUCCUGGCCUUCAUGGUCCUCUUCAAUUACAUCAUCCCGGUGUCCAUGUAUGUCACAGUGGAGAUGCAGAAGUUCCUUGGCUCCUACUUCAUCACGUGGGAUGAAGACAUGUUUGAUGAGGAAAUGGGAGAAGGACCACUGGUCAACACAUCUGAUCUAAAUGAGGAGCUGGGACAGGUGGAGUACAUCUUCACAGACAAGACGGGCACACUCACAGAGAACAACAUGGCCUUCAAGGAGUGCUGCAUCGGGGGCCACGUCUACACACCCCACGUCGUCUGCAAUGGGCAGGUCCUUCCGGACUCCUCUGGCAUCGACAUGAUCGACUCGUCCCCCGACGUCAGCGGAAGGGAACGGGAGGAGCUGUUUUUCAGGGCUAUCUGCCUGUGCCACACCGUUCAGGUGAAGGAUGAUGACUGUGGGGAUGAUGUUGAUGGUCCUCGGAAAUCUCCAGACUCCAAGUCCUGUGUGUACAUAUCUUCCUCUCCCGACGAGGUCGCCCUGGUUGAGGGCGUACAGCGGCUCGGUUUCACAUACCUGAGACUGAAGGACAAUUACAUGGAAAUCCUUAACCGGGAGAAUGACGUGGAGAGAUUUGAACUGCUAGAAGUCCUGAGCUUUGACUCUGUGCGGAGAAGAAUGAGUGUGAUAGUGAAAUCCGCUACAGGAGAAAUUUAUCUAUUUUGCAAAGGAGCAGAUUCUUCAAUAUUUCCCCGAGUGAUAGAAGGCAAAGUGGACCAGGUCCGGUCCAGAGUCGAGCGCAAUGCAGUGGAAGGGUUGCGAACCCUGUGUGUUGCCUACAAGAGGCUCGAGCCGGAAGAAUAUGAAGUUGUUUGCAAGCUGCUGCAGGCUGCCAAAGUGGCACUUCAAGAUCGGGAGAAGAAACUAGCAGAAGCCUACGAGCAGAUCGAGAAGGACCUCAUUCUGCUUGGUGCUACAGCUGUUGAGGACCGGCUUCAGGAGAAAGCUGCUGACACGAUUGAGGCACUGCAGAAGGCAGGUAUCAAGGUGUGGGUGCUCACCGGGGACAAGAUGGAGACGGCCUCAGCCACCUGCUAUGCCUGCAAGCUGUUCCGCAGGAGCACGCAGCUGCUGGAGCUGACCACCAAGAGGCUGGAGGAGCAGAGCCUGCAUGAUGUCCUCUUCGAGCUGAGCAAGACAGUACUGCGCUGCAGUGGGAGCCUGACCAGAGACUCCUUCUCGGGACUUUCCACAGAUAUGCACGACUAUGGGUUGAUCAUCGAUGGAGCAGCGCUGUCCCUGAUCAUGAAGCCCCGGGAGGAUGGGAGCUCCUCGGGCAACUACAGAGAGCUCUUCCUGGAGAUCUGCAGGAACUGCAGCGCUGUGCUCUGCUGCCGAAUGGCACCCUUGCAGAAGGCCCAGAUUGUUAAGUUAAUCAAAUUUUCAAAGGAGCACCCUAUUACCUUAGCAAUCGGUGAUGGUGCAAAUGAUGUCAGUAUGAUUCUAGAGGCCCACGUGGGCAUAGGCGUCAUUGGGAAGGAGGGUCGCCAAGCUGCAAGGAACAGCGACUAUGCAAUACCCAAGUUCAAGCACUUGAAGAAGAUGCUUCUUGUUCACGGGCAUUUUUACUACAUCAGGAUAUCUGAGCUUGUGCAAUACUUCUUUUAUAAGAAUGUCUGCUUCAUUUUCCCUCAGUUUUUGUACCAGUUCUUCUGCGGAUUUUCACAGCAGACUUUGUACGAUACUGCGUAUCUGACUCUCUACAACAUCAGCUUCACCUCCCUCCCAAUUCUCCUGUACAGCCUCAUGGAGCAGCACGUGGGCAUUGAAGUGCUCAAGAGAGACCCAUCCCUUUACAGAGACAUCGCCAAGAAUGCACUGCUCCGCUGGCGGGUGUUCAUUUACUGGACGUUCCUCGGCGUAUUUGACGCUUUGGUAUUUUUCUUUGGUGCUUAUUUCAUGUUUGAAAACACAACCGUGACCAGCAACGGACAGAUGUUUGGAAACUGGACCUUCGGGACACUGGUGUUCACUGUGAUGGUAUUCACCGUCACGCUGAAGCUGGCGCUGGACACACACUACUGGACUUGGAUAAACCACUUUGUCAUCUGGGGGUCACUGCUGUUCUACGUCGUCUUCUCCCUGCUCUGGGGGGGGAUUAUCUGGCCGUUCCUCAGCUAUCAGCGGAUGUACUAUGUAUUCAUACACAUGCUGUCCAGUGGGCCUGCCUGGCUGGGCAUCACUCUUCUGGUCACUGUCAGCCUCCUUCCCGAUGUCCUCAAGAAGGUCUUGUGCAGACAGCUGUGGCCCACGGCGACGGAGAAGACUCAGAGCAUACAACUUCGGGACAGCGUUUCAGAAUUCACCCCUCUGGCCUCUUCGCAGAGCUGGGGUGCUCAGGGCACCAGACCCUUGGCUGCCCAAUGCAGCUCCCCCUCUGGGAGAGUAGUGUGCUCGAGGUGGGAGAGCGAAAAGUACGCUGUGCUCCCUCCCCUCAGCACGAGGUAUGGGUGCUGUAGGUCCAGCCUGGAAACACCCACUUGACGGACAGACAGCCCCUCUGUCCCGGCCUCUGAGAGCUGUGUCUGGGGUGCCUGCGCCUGUCCCUCCUUGAGGGUAGGAUCCCAGGCCACUAACUCAGGCACAGCACACUGCAAUCUGGAGCGUGCGCGACAGACAUCGUUGUUGCAGGCCUGGUGACCACAUGUCCAGCUGGGCUAUGGGAAAGGACACUAAGCCUGGUCUCCUCUUAAGCAUUGUGGCUGUGAGGCUGGCCUUGCCAGGCCCAAGCAUCUACCCUUCUGCUGUUGUCGUCCUCUGCUGUCACCCGAGGAGAAGACCCUGUCCCUUUGUCCACAGCCUGGUGCAGAGCACAUAGGCUUGGCUCCUGUUGCCUCCUGAUGUUCCUGACCACGUGUUUCCUUUGUAAACCAUCCACACUUCCCACUAGGGAAGCGGCUGUUUCAGACACCAAGUGUGUGUGUCUCCUGGACCUGUGGCCUUGCUGUGCUCAUGUUCACUGUCCCCUCACAAAGCCAUUUCCCUAGACCAUGUGUGAGUCUGUUUGCUGAGAUACUGACCCUGCACAUCAGAGUUUUGAAGGUGUCAGUGUCCCCUUCCUGUCAUCGGCUGCCUGUGGAAGAUGACGUUUAUGUAUGUGAAUAAGUCACACUGUUGGCCAAGUCUCUCCGGAGUGUAGUGAUCUCCACCACAUCCUAGAAUGAUGUCAGUUUACCUUAUUGGAAAACAUUUGUUCCAGAGGUGCUGGAGAAGGUGGAGGUUUGGGGCAUCCAGGCAGGUAUUUAUCUCACCCAGGUGAGCCCCACACCAAGAGUUAUCUGGGCUGUGGUGGACUCAUCCGUUCUAGUCUGCUGCUCAGCCUGCCUCCCACUGGUGCCACAAAUUCCAUUCAGGACUUUACUUUGAGUGGACAGGCCAUCAGGAGGCCGCUGUACUGUGAAUCCCUGCGGCUUCCCACACUGGCAUUUCUGUUUCUAGCAGAGCGUUCGACAGCUGUAAGGGACCUAACUUAGAGAAGAUGUAGCAGUGAGAUGCAGCCUUGCAGAAGGUGCCAGCCAGAGCCUGGGAGAAAGCCAUCACCAUCCCUGUGGAGCCAUGUGGUAGGCCUGGAGCCACAUCGAGGGUCUCGGGCACGUGAAAGCCUCUAUAUCCUGGGAAGCACAAAUUUUGUAACAUGAUUACACAAGGUUUCCUUAUGAACUGUGCUUGAACUGGAGGACCAGCCGAGGGCAGGAGCAGUUAUUAGACCUGGCAGUGGGGGAGGUUGGGUAACAUAAACACCACACCAAAGAGAGGGGGAGUGGCCUUGAGCACGAACAGACGGUGUGCAGCUCUGCUAAAGGCUGUCUGUGCCUCCACACACCCUCAUGCCCAUUCCCCCACCUGCAUCGCCAUGUGUCAGCCCAGGACCGGAGCCCCUGUCCACACUAGCCCUUAAAUAGUGGUGUGUGCAUUUUUACAGCCCUUUUUAAGAACCCAGUACGGGUACAAAUAUACCUGUGGGAGGGGCAGAUUCUCUGUGUGUUUAGUUAACAAAUUAUUUGUAAUGUAUUUUUUAGGGAUCUUAAAAUUGCCUUUGCACUGAAGUAUUUUCAUAGCUGUUUCUAUACCUCUUACUCAUUUGUUGAUGUACCUUCUGAUUUUUCAGUAUGUUUUUAGAGCUUUCACUUAUUAAGUUUAAGAAUUUUGGCCACUUUAAAUGCUGGUGAGCGUUCCGGCUGAAGCGUUUUAGUAUCUGACAGUGAGCUUUGGUUCUCCUCUGUGCCUCUUUGUUCCUUGGUGUUUCUGGAGACUGACCGGCUGAAGGGCAUGCCGAGGGCAAAACCAUCUUCUCUUCUUGUUUUGUCACAGUCCUUUGUAAUUUCAUGGUUUCUAUUUUGUUUUUGUUUUUGUUUUAUUUCCAUCCUUCAGCCUUAAACACAGAAUAUUCUUCCUUCAGGCUGCACAUUCUGCAGCCCUUUCUGGGUGUGGGGACUCUCUUACACUCCCCUUCCAGAAGCCGAAGUUUACAUAGGAACGCCCCAGACUUUAUGCACACUCCAAUGUCUUUUAAAAUUAUCCUUAGGAAAUUAGCAAAUGAAGUUGCCUAAGAAUUUGAAAUAGACAAGGGUGCAGGUGAAAUGGAGAGACGGAGACCAAAUGUGAGCAAGUAACUUCAACCCAAAUUAAGCAAUUUUUUUCUUAAUUGCAUUGAACAUGAAAACAUCUGUGACUUACUACAUUGGCCAGAAUUCAUGGCUCUGUCCCCUGCAAGCAAUCUGUCUCACAUAUAUACCAGGAGGCCUGGCUGGACAUGUGUUCUCUUACUUUCUGAUCCACAUACACACUCAUGGCCAUGUACAGGCACGUAUAAACAUGUACACAUAUGUGUACAUACAAACACACAUGUGCAUUCUCCUAGCCCAUGUAGCAGCCUCCUUUCUGACAGCCCUGUGCAGAGAUACAAAGAUGUUGCCCUCUGGGGCAUUCGGGUCCUUUCACACAUACACAUACACACACACACACACACACACACACACACACACCCUAAAAAGGGGUGCUUGGGCUUGGCUCCCAUGUGGGUUGUGUGGAUGACAUUGCAGUGCUGGACUGAGCUCUUCCUCUCCUAGGGAAGUGUGCUUCUCAGUCAGGACCUCCCCUUCCUCCCUCAGCAAGCAGGAUCCAGGCUAACCAAAGCUGCAUGCCAUCCUGAGCACAGGUGCCUACUGCUGCCGCAUCCUAGCUAGGAAAACAUUGUUCCCGAAUCCCAGCAAUCCAUUCCUGAGUGCAAGCAGACCAAAGCCCCCAUCCACGGAGCUCCUGGACGGGAGGAUGGCUCAGCUGAGGCUAGAACAGGGUAGCUUUGAGUGUCCUUACUGAGCACAUGUCCCAGGAUCAGCUGCCGAAUGUCUUGAGUGUGCCAUCAUGGUCACCCAAGCCGCUGAGCAUCAGCCAGGUGUCUGGUGGUCCGGAGGAAGCUCCAGCCUGGGCCUCUGAACCCCCACGUUCAAGGUGUGUCUGCGCUGACUGGUACUGGACUCACUCAUCCACAUUUAUGUCACCUUGGCAUAAUUCAUUGGCAAUGCCACAGAGCAGCAGGCCCUUGUGUUCUGCAUUUCUUUUGGAAGUUGCCCAUGACUGAAAAAAACAGGAAAUGUCACCUGGCGAAUGCAAUCUUUCUGUUUGAAAAGUUAGACAGGUGACUGGAAAUGAGAGUGGUUCUAAUAUUGCUCUGAACGAAGCUUUAAUAAAGAUAUGUAUGUUGGAAGUAUUACAAAAGUGUGAUUCUAAUUUUGCAGAAAAAUGUCUAUCAAUUUAUAUAGCUUUAUUUUUACCUUAUCAGGAGAUACAGAAUUUUAAUAUGCAUAUAUUGUCUGACUUAAAAUCAUGUGUGUCUGCAUUACCACUUACAAUGUCCAUCUACUAUGUAAUGUAUGAAUAAGAGAGAAUCAAAGAUGUAUUUAACAUGAAUGGUUAUCUGUAGCUGUCAUUGUCAUCAGUACUGGGAUUUAUUUUAAAUUGUCAAGUAUAGUAAGUACAUUAAACAUGUCAUUCUCCAACACGAAUGUUUAACUGAGAGUCCAGUGACUUGUUUUGAAAAACUAAGUUGUGAAUUAAACCGGAUAACAUCUCGUGAG
Meriones unguiculatus (Mongolian gerbil) is the source of this 7418-nucleotide messenger RNA. It is a transcript of the gene Atp11a, whose product is annotated as ATPase phospholipid transporting 11A. Gene Ontology annotation, biological process: phospholipid translocation. The transcript is spliced from 29 exons. The record is from RefSeq and is a predicted model, not a curated record. Lineage: Eukaryota; Metazoa; Chordata; Mammalia; Rodentia; Muridae. Gene Ontology annotation, molecular function: ATPase-coupled intramembrane lipid carrier activity; magnesium ion binding; ATP binding. Gene Ontology annotation, cellular component: trans-Golgi network; endoplasmic reticulum; recycling endosome. The coding region runs from base 277 to 3825 and encodes 1182 amino acids.